UCCCAUUAGCUAAAAACGAUCUCAAACCCCACUGACCGGAGACUCCGAUCUCAUCUGACUGACUGAUCACACGAUCUGAGGUCUGAUCAUGUUCCCUUUCACACACAAAAACAUUUCCAGCACAUCAUGACCUCUCUCUCUCUCUCUCUCAGUAUGUUCAAUAUCAGGGGCAUGAUUGCGCGUUUUUAUAACAUUGCAAAAAAUCUCUCUUUACGUUAACCGUUAUGUUAUUUAGUAAAAGACAGAAACUUGAUGUGUGGUAAAGUUGUUUUUCAUUCGUGUCUUGCUCUUCCGGCUGUUGCUGGAUUAUCAGACGGGGUAUUUUUAACGGGGAUUUACGGACAGACGCGCAGCGGAAGACUCGCGUCUUACGCGCUUUUAACGGAGCUGCGCGAGGACACUCGCUCAUUCGGCUCGUGGAAGCGCGCGCAGUAUGUCUGUGAAGCACGCGAACAUCCCCUGGAGAAACAACAACUUCAGUCUGAUGAGCAGCGAUCAGCCUCUGUCCGAUCAGGGCGAGACCAUCAUCGGCUUUUAUCUGCUGAUUCUGGGCUGGUUGUCGUGGUUCGGGAACAGUAUCGUGAUCUUCGUCCUCUUCAAACAGAGAUCAUCUCUGCAGCCCACAGACUAUCUGACUCUCAAUCUGGCCAUAUCUGACGCCAGCAUCUCUGUGUUUGGAUAUUCCAGAGGAAUCCUGGAGAUCUUUAAUGUUUUUAAGGACAAUGGAUACCUCAUCACAUCAGUGUGGACGUGUCAGGUGCAUGAACGUUUCAGUCCGUCUGUACACACAAACACACGUGACGCUGAUGAGAAAUUAUACCUGCCAUUGUAA
This is a messenger RNA of Triplophysa rosa, 832 nucleotides long. RefSeq names its product opsin-5-like. The transcript has 2 exons. The record is from RefSeq and is a predicted model, not a curated record. The coding region runs from base 434 to 832 and encodes 132 amino acids. Lineage: Eukaryota; Metazoa; Chordata; Actinopteri; Cypriniformes; Nemacheilidae.